Hyla sarda is the source of this 6808-nucleotide messenger RNA. RefSeq names its product protein tyrosine phosphatase non-receptor type 3 (gene PTPN3). Gene Ontology annotation, biological process: protein dephosphorylation. Gene Ontology annotation, molecular function: cytoskeletal protein binding; protein tyrosine phosphatase activity. Gene Ontology annotation, cellular component: cytoplasm; cytoskeleton; cytoplasmic side of plasma membrane. NCBI's taxonomy places the organism in Eukaryota, Metazoa, Chordata, Amphibia, Anura, Hylidae. The transcript is spliced from 28 exons. Bases 202 to 2967 code for a protein of 921 amino acids. The record is from RefSeq and is a predicted model, not a curated record.
CGACCCAAAAUCCGAUACACACAUUCAAUGCACCCAGUGCCAGAGGCAGCAAAACAACCCAAAAACAUCAUUGAACCUCCACCAUAUCUCACUCCCAGGCAUAGGGAUACAGCGUAUAGUACAGAGAUCCAGCGCCGGCGGCCGCAACAAACAGGAGGACCAGGGGGGCAGCGCUUGCGGGUGGUAUGAGUGGUGUUCGUUAUGAACUCCAGGCUGCGUGCUUUGGGUGGAAGGAUAAACAACAUUCGAGCAACUGAACUUCCAAAGGAAAAAAACAGGUCAGAAGUGGUUUGCAAUGUCCGUUUCCUGGAUGGCUCUCAGCAGAAUUUCAGAGCUAAUAAACAAGACACUGGACAGACACUGCUGGAUAUGGUCUUCAAUCACUUGAAUUUAAAAGAAAAAGAAUAUUUUGGCCUACAGCAUAAUGAAGAUUCACUUGAUUCGCAUAGAUGGUUAGAACCCAACAAACCAAUACGGAAACAACUGAAGGGAGGCUUCCCUUGUUGUCUUCUCUUUAGAGUACGAUUUUUUAUACCAGACCCUAACACUCUUCAGCAGGAUCAAACAAGACAUUUGUACUUCUUGCAGCUAAAGAAUGAUAUCUUAGAAGGAAGGAUACCAUGCCCAUUGAAUUCAGCCGUUGUUCUUGCAUCUUAUGCUGUGCAGUCUGAAUUUGGCGAUUACAAUCCUUCAGUACAUCUUCCAGGACACCUGUCAAAUAAGAAAUUUAUGCCUGGUCAAGACAAUGAUUUUAUAAGUAAAGUGGAAUCCCUCCACAGCCAGCACAGUGGCCUUGAACAAACAGAAGCAGAAUCCUGCUACAUUAAUAUUGCAAGAACACUUGAAUUCUAUGGAGUUGAAAUGCACAGUGGUAGAGAUCUUCAUAACUUAGAUCUACUUAUUGGAAUAGCUUCUGGCGGUGUAGCUGUGUACAGAAAACAAAUUUGCACCAGCUUCUAUCCAUGGGUAAACAUUUUGAAAAUAUCUUUCAAAAGAAAAAAGUUUUUCAUACAGCAACGUUCGAAACAUAAUGAAUGUAGAGAUCAGAUAAUAGCCUUCAAUAUGCUUAACUACCGUGCAUGUAAAAACCUUUGGAAAUCGUGUGUGGAACAUCAUACAUUUUUUCAGACAAAAAGAUCACUACCCCAUGAAAAGAAGCUGGUGUGUAACUACUGGACCAUGGGUCCGAUUAACAAUGCCAAAUCUGCCAGCAGUCAGCUUUGCAGAAAAGUUAUGGGUGGUAUGGUACUGAAUACAGAUUUAAGGAGAUCCGUGUCUGUGGAGCACCUUGAAACCAAAAGCCUUCCUUCUCGUUCUCCUCCUAUUACACCAAAUUGGCGGAGUCCUAGAUUACGCCAUGUCAUUAGGAAGCCACAGCAUUCAUCCGCUGACAAUCUAGUCAAUGAAAUGACCUAUGUGACAGAGACGGAAGAUGUGUUCUACACUUAUAAAGGCUCGCCAACUUCAAAAGAUAGUGAUUCAGAUUUUUUUCAGAACCAGAGUCCGCAGAGGUUGUCUGAUCAAGACUCUCCAAAAAAUAUAUUAGAAUACAGUCCGAAAGAAAACCAACAAAGCAAUCAAGGUUCAUUUCCUAGUUCUCCCAAUGGGUUAUCAAAUCAUUCAUAUUCACAUCCACUUGAAGGUGUGGACAAGACUUUUUUAGACACCUAUGAUACCAUAAAGAAAGGAAACUCAACAGAAGAUUCUAGUCAGUACUACUAUGAUAAGAAUGAAUUUGCUAAUGGAGAUUUGCUGUUGGUCCGUAUCACACCUGAUGAAGAAGGCAAAUUUGGGUUUAACUUAAAGGGUGGUGUUGAUCAAAAAUUACAGUUGGUGGUCUCCAGAAUUACCCCAGGAUCGCCUGCAGAUAAAUGUUCUCCUAAGCUUAUGGAAGGUGAUCAGAUUGUACUCAUCAAUGGUCGUGAUAUCUCCGAGCACACACAUGAUCAAGUGGUCAUGUUUAUAAAAGCCAGCCGAGAGUCUCACACAAGGGAACUUGCUCUACUGGUGAGGCGGAAAGUUGUGAAGCCAUUUGGAGAGCUGAAAUCAGGUGAUGAAACAGACUUUCAGCAUUUUCCACAAAUGAUACUUCCCACAGAAUACUGUGACACAUUGCAAGGAUCAAUGGAGCAACUUGCUAAAGGCCUCGAGACGGGAAUUGUCCUCAUUCAGUUUGAGCAAUUAUAUCGGAAGAAACCAGGGCUUGCUAUUAUUUGUGCAAAGACUGGUCAAAAUAUGGAUAAAAACCGAUAUAAAGAUGUCUUACCUUAUGAUGCAACGCGAGUAAUUUUACAGGGGAAUGAGGACUACAUAAACGCAAGUUAUGUAAAUAUGGAAAUUCCAACAACUAAUAUUGUAAACAGAUACAUUGCUACUCAAGGCCCCCUUCCUCAUACGUGUGCACAUUUCUGGCAGAUGGUUUGGGACAACAGACUAACACUUGUCAUUAUGUUAACAACAUUAACAGAGCGAGGAAGGACCAAAUGUCAACAAUAUUGGCCUGACCCCCCUGAUCUAAUGGAAUAUGGGAGUUUUCGGGUAACGUGUAAUUCUGAAGUCUGUACAAUUGCUUAUGUCUUCAGGGAAAUGAUAUUAACAAACAUAGAGACAGGAGAAGAGCUUCCAGUUUCUCACUUGCAAUAUGUCGCUUGGCCUGAUCACGGAGUACCAGAUGAAUCAUCGGAUUUCCUCGAAUUUGUCACCUGUGUGAGGCAAAAGAGAGUGGAAAGGCAACCCAUGCUUGUACACUGCAGUGCUGGGAUAGGUCGCACUGGUGUCCUGAUAACCAUGGAAACUGCAAUGUGCCUGAUUGAACAAAACCAGCCAGUCUAUCCUUUGGACAUUGUGAGGCAAAUGCGAGACCAGAGGCCUAUGAUGGUUCAGACAUCUAGUCAAUAUAAGUUUGUCUGUGAGGCCAUUCUGCGAGUUUACCAAGACGGUUUAGUGCAGCCAUUACAUCAAAGUUGAUCUUAUGAACCUUCAUAUCCAAGGAGCUUCCACAAAGAACAACAGAAUGUCUCAAGAACAUGAGCACAUUGGUGGCACUUUAAAUUUUCGUAAAGCAUUUUAAACUAUGUCUGUGUAUAUGUAUAUAAUAUGUUGUGUAUAUCUGUUCAGAAAUCUGUAUAAAUCAUUUCCAUAAAUGUUUUCACAAAGUUCUUUUAAUCACAACAACACUAGCAAAUACCUUGUUUUGCCUUAGUCAUAUACCUAUUGAAAAUCUACUGUCAUUUGUAAGUAUAGCCACUGCAUUUGUAGACAGUUUAGACCAAUGAAAACCAGAGAAACCUAGUAAAAAGAAAGAGCAUAUAUAUAUUAUUUUUAAUAAUUUUCUGAGUGCCAAAAAAUACUUUUUAGGAAAUAAUCGCCACUAUGUAUUUCAGAUUUUGUAAUAUUUAUUUAGAAUAUUUCUAUGGCACAAUCUCCCCAAUUAGAUUCAGUAGAUUAAGUGACAUUGUGUAAAAAUAUCACACUACAGGAUUUAUAUUGACUAGAAUUAUGAUAAAAAACACUUUUGUUAAAUGUUAAAUUUACUGUUAAAAAAAAAAUGUCUAUGUGAAUAAUUUGACUGCAUGCCUUUCAGGACAUAGAAAUGCACAUUUCUCAAUUAGUUAUCUCUGCAUUCCAAUAAGCCUUUCUUUGUGGCAAUACAGAAUUACUUCUGCAUUUCACAUCCACCUAAAAAUGGUCUUUUAUAUUUGGGGAUUUCAUGUAAGUAGUAUGGUAUAUUUACUCAGUAUAUCAUAGUAAAAUUAGCAAAUGUGUUAUUAAGUCUAGAAAAAUGCGACUUAAUGCUCAGUGGUACAGUUGCUGAGCCAACCAUUCAUUAACCAAAAAUUAUUGUGUAAGGGUCCCGCACAUGAUACUGUCUGGGUGUUGAACAGUUGGCUCCACAACUGUACCCCAAAGCAUGCAACUAUGUUGCUCCCCAUUUAAUAUCAUUUGAGUGGAAAAGUGUGCCUAGACAACCUCUUUAUCUAGUAAUACCUCAAAAUUCCAAUAAAAUAGCACAAGCUUUCACUUAUUUACUGGCAAAAGUCCUUCCCAUGAGCACAUAGAUAAACAACAUGAAAUGACUUUUUUCUCCAAUAGAAUUGGAAAGCACUUUACGGGCAUUUUUCUCUACAUUAAAGGAAAACAGUCAGCUUGCUCCCUCCGCACUAACCAGUGGUACUGGCCGGUAGUGCGGGGGACACUGAUCAGUUUGAUGCCUACCGUGCCCAGAUCCAUCCUGCCGUUUGGCUGAAAUCUUUGUUUUUAUGUAUAUGCUAAUUAGGUGCUAACUGGCACUCUGACGUCAGCGCCACCCAGCUCAUCAGUAUUCCUCCCCUCCCUCCGCCUCUCCCUCUUCUCCCCGCUCUGUAAUGAAGAGGGAGAGGUGGAGGGAGGGAAGGAAUAUUGAUGAGCUGGGCGGGGCUGCGGACGAGCAGCGCUGACGUCUGAGUGCCAGUAACCCCGCCUGUGCCAGUUAGCACCUAAUUAGCAUAUACAGAAAAUUGAGGAUUUCGGCUGGACAGCUCUGCCCACGGUAGGCAUCAAACUGAUCAGCGUCCCCUGCACUACUGUGGGGCGAGCAAGCUGACAGUUUUCACACAGGGUGCAUUCACACAGAGUAAAUGAAGAGUAAUUCAUGGCGAAAAAUUUACCGGCGGAAAAAAUUAUUUUAUUUCCACACGAAAUUUGCGCGCAAUUUGCACGGAAUUGCACGCAGAAUUGCGCGCGGACAUGGGGGAGAAAGAAGUGAAGGGUUUUUCAGCCAUUUCCGCGCAAAUUGUGUGCUAAUUCCAUGCGAAAAUGAUGUCGGGCGGAAUUUUUUUUUACCAUUGACUUCAAUUGAUUUCUGCUAGCGGAUUCCACUUGAAGAAUGAACAUGUUCUUUCUUCAAGCGGAACGGAAUUCAGCGUCGGAAUUCUGCUAUCAGAAUUUCCGCAGUGUGAACAGGACAGCAGAAAUAACAUUAAAGUCAAUGGGCAGAGGAGAUGUGCAUUAGUUUGUAGCGGAGAAUUCAAGAGGAAUUACUCAAGUAAAUUCCUCUUGAAUUACUCCGUGUGAACGCACCCUAAAACUGUAUUAAAGAUGUGUAAAAUAUUGAAAAAUAGUGGCACAAUGCUCUAUUUGACCUGCAUAAGAUUUCAUAAGUAUUUAAAGGCUUGUGAUUAUAGUGUUUAGUAUACUUGGAAAAUACAUACAUAUAUAUAUAUAUAUAUAUAUAUAUAUAUAUAUAUAUAUACUGAAUUUCAGGAAAGACCUUUUCCAAAUGCACACAGUUCCUGGCAGAUGACUUAGAAUAUUUUAUCAGAGAGAAUAGUACAGUUUGUAACACUAUUGUAAGUGUAGACAGAGCUUUACCUUAUGUUAGUUUUCAAAGAACUGGCCCCAUUUCCAAGCAAUAUUUGACCUUUAGUGAUCAUGAUCCCAGUCUAAAGAAAUGUAUUUUCAUUAAAAUCUAUUACCAAUACCAAAAGAUGUUAAAAGUCCAAAAUGUAUAGUAUAUAUGUAUAAAAGGUGGCAUAUAGCUGGAAUAUGCCAUCACUACAAUUGGUAGGUAGCAGGCCUCUGGUCUCCUCACCGAUAGUUGGAAUAAAGGGGAUGCAGUACUUUUGUAGUGGUGUGCAAAGAACUGCGGAAGGUCCCAAUCACUUUAAUAAUGAGACGUUACAGCUCCCUGAGCAGCCAGGUAACUGGGAGCUGUGGUGCAGGGAAUGUAAUCAGCACUACAGUCAUGGCCAAACAUUUUGAUACUUUCAGUGUUCUUUUAGAUCUUUUAGUUUGAUGUUUGUAUGGUAUACUGAAGUACAAUUAAGCAUUUCAUACAUUUUUAAACUUUUAUUGACAAAUACAUUAGUUUAUGCAAAGCUUCCAUAUUUAUUGACCCUUCUUUUUGAAAACUGCUGCAAUUUGUAUGGCCACGACUGUACAUCUCUUUCAUUCUCAAUGGGGUCCCAGAAGUUGGACAACACUUUAUUAGCCAGCAGUACAUCUCUAAUACUUAUAUAACCAAACAAAAUAAAAGCCAAUACUUAUGUAGUAACUUAAAAGUGAGGUUGAUUUCUUUGAAUUCACUGGUAGUUGUAUUAUUUUGUUUCUAAUUUAUACUGUUUAUUACUAUGUCUGCAAUUUUUAUUUGGAAAUAUUCGGAAACUGACAGUCUUUGUGUCCUGAACUCCAGUGUAUUGCCAUGUUAUUCUGUAGCUAACCAAAGUGUCCUUAACUAUAGUAUUGUGCUUGUUAGAAUAUAUGUGGAAAAAUCACAGUUUAUGUGUAUAUAAUUUAUUAUGUGAUUACCUUUUGAGAUUGCGACUAACAUUCACUUUAAAUUGAAAUAAUAGUUAAAAGUUAUCUGUUGAAAUGACUGGAAUUUUUUGUUGGAAAACUAUCUAUAGAGUUUAUAAAUCCCAAAUGCUACAAAUCAAGAUUGUACAAAUAUAUAAAACAGAUAAUGUAUAGUAAGCUUUAUUGAGAUUUUCAGAAAAGAUGGUAUUAGUGAAAAACACUAGUCCUUAAAAAAGUAUUUCAGUAAUAGUUAAAGGGGAACUCCGGUGGGAAAAAAAGUUUUUUCAAAUCAAUUGGUGCAAGAAAGUUAAACAGGUUUGUAAAUCACUUUUAUUUAAAAAUCUUAACCCUUCUAGUACUUAUCAGCUUCUAUAUACUACAGAUAUACUACAGAGAAAUUUGUGAAGUUAUUUCCAGCCUGACAACAGUGCUCUCUACUGACACCUCUGUCCGUGUCAUGAACUGCCCUUUAGGAGAGGUUUUCUAUGGGGAUAUGAUUCUAAUCUGGACAGUUCUGACACGGACAGAGGUGUCA